AUGUCCUACACAACAGAGUUUCAGGUUGUCGCGAAUGCCCUCGGGGAAUACACCGAAUGCCAUAUCUGUGACCAUGAGUUCCUGCGGGAAGCUAAUGGAAGCCAUCCCUGCGACUGUGAGGGGAAAGACCCCGAAUGCGAUUUCUGUGACCAGGCGUUCCUGUGGAUUGCUAAUGCAAGCCAUCUCUGCGACUGUGAGCCCGAAAGUGAACCCUGCGACUGUGAAGAAGGGCAUUUUACAUACUGCGACUGUGAUGCCAAUAUUGAACACCACAUCUGUCCGAGAUCCGGCCCUUUUGUUCCAAAUUGGGGGCUGGAAGGACAACUCAUUGCUGUCUGGAAGCCUACGCCUGGCAACGUAGCCAUGGUCACCGAUGAUACCAUCAAGAAUAUGGAGGCAGCAGUCGCGCAGUCGCCACUGUACUGCCCGCUUUUCCAUUCACUCUCCUUGGAGAUACGACAAAUGAUCUGGGAAGAAGUGAUGGCAACCACUGCCACAGUGAACCUCAUGCCAUUUCGGCUUUGUCCGCACGUCGAUGGCCUACAAGUCAAGUGUCUUUUCCCCGACGACUCAGAGACCACCGACGACUCAUCUGCAUCACUCCUGCUGGUUUCCAAAAUGGUGCAGAUGGAAGUCUUAGGGGUCUUGCUCAGCAAAAAGGUCGUUCGUGUGUUCAAUGACCAUGAGCCGCUACCAGAACCGAUGAACGAGUCAGCACGAGGGGGCACGCGGUUGAAGAAGAUUGGCUUCGGAUACAUGGGCCCUGCGGGAUGGGACGUCCUUAUGAGCACAUUCCGACCAUUCUGUCACCGGAUUCAACAAAUGAAGUUAUACACGUUUCGCGACGCAGGCUUCUUUGACACGCGUCUCCUCUCAAGAGAGCUCGUCCAGAGUAUCAAGGAUGGACAUGCAACCGUCAGAAAAGUCAAAAAGGAUGGACAUGUAACCGAGUUCCGUCUGUGCCCGCAGAGUCGUCUCAUAAAACUAGACCUGGUCAGCAUCUUCAGCAGCCUUCAGAGCCUAGAAAUUGAGCUUACCGACUUCCGGUGGUCAGAUGCCAGAAGAAUCAUGCCACGCUAUCCUCCCGAGGAGGACUUUGUCGAUGAGAGUGAGUCUGAGGAGGACGAAUCUAGUGAGGACGAGGCCGAAGACACAGAUGAAGACGAUGAAGAGGAAGACGAAGACGCAGAUGAAGACGGUGAGGAGGGCGACGAAGAAGUCAAGGAUGACGAAGAUCAAGUGGAUGAGGAAUGA
Messenger RNA from Capronia epimyces CBS 606.96, 1254 nucleotides. RefSeq lists its product as uncharacterized. The transcript has a single exon. Lineage: Eukaryota; Fungi; Ascomycota; Eurotiomycetes; Chaetothyriales; Herpotrichiellaceae. The coding region runs from base 1 to 1254 and encodes 417 amino acids. The record is from RefSeq and is a predicted model, not a curated record.